This is a messenger RNA of Eucalyptus grandis, 1074 nucleotides long. RefSeq names its product probable RNA-binding protein EIF1AD. The record is from RefSeq and is a predicted model, not a curated record. Gene Ontology annotation, cellular component: nucleus. Gene Ontology annotation, molecular function: RNA binding; translation initiation factor activity. The transcript is spliced from 5 exons. Gene Ontology annotation, biological process: translational initiation. The coding region runs from base 214 to 786 and encodes 190 amino acids. NCBI's taxonomy places the organism in Eukaryota, Viridiplantae, Streptophyta, Magnoliopsida, Myrtales, Myrtaceae.
UCCUUUUCUCUCCCCUUACCUUCAGCUCGCUGCUCGCUCCUCAACCUCGCCGUCGACGGCGCUCACUUCUCGACGUUCUCGUCGCGGAGCGAAAGCUCGGGCCUUUAGCCUCUUGAAUCGCUGCCCACCGAGCCAAAUUCAUAGAAGCUCGAACUAGCGCUUCAGGUUUUCGCGGGGUCCCUUUCUUGGGAAUCGUUCUUCGGAAUUGCAGGGAUGAAAGGAGGGCGGAAGAACCUGAAGUGGGCUGCAGAGGAACGAGAGGUUACGCUCCAAGAUGGGCAGAACAUCGUGCAAGCCGUUUCCCACCGGGGUUCCAAUCUCGUCGAGGUGAUGGAUGCACAAGGCAGCAAACUUUUGGCGCUAAUCCCAGCUAAAAUCCAAAAGAAAUAUUGGAUUGGACGAGGGACGUUCGUUGUGGUUGAUGACAGUGGCAAGGAAAAGGCACUUGAAUCAGGUAGCAAAGUAGGAUGUAUCGUUUCCAGAGUUCUGUUCUAUGAGCAAGUGCGGGAGCUCAAGAAGUCUCCAGAUUGGCCUGAAGCUUUCAAAUCCUCCAUGGACUCAUCAAGUGAGAAGGUGCUUGCAGUUAAUAACUCUAGCAAACAAAAAAAUGAUCCUGACUCAAAUGAUGGUGAUAACAAUAAUGAUGAUGAAGAAGAUGAGGAGGAGGAGGAGGAGGAGGAUGGACUUCCACCAUUAGAGCCAAAUACUAAUAGGGUAGGACCGGUGGAGUUGCAGCAUGAAAAAUCAGAUUCCGAUUCGGGUUCCAAUUCAGAUUCAGAUUCUUGACAUAUUUACCUCAGCCCUUGUGGGUUUACUGUCAGGACGGAAGUCAUUUCCGUUGUGUCGUGACAUGGACGAAGCAUCUGAUAUUUUGCUGGUGGAGCUUCCAGGAUUAUCAAAAUUCUGAAGACUAGGGAUAUACUGCAGUGAGGGUUCUCUCCUCGAGUAGCUUGUAAUCAGGCUUUUGGCAGCCAUUGAUCUUGUCUAUGUUAGGCUAAAUUCAGCCAUUUAUAUAUAAAUGAAAAGCAAACACUGCGUUCCUGGCUGUUCAAGAUUAUGAUCUUGUGGCCCGUA